Haemonchus placei is the source of this 597-nucleotide messenger RNA. The record is from the annotation of a GenBank genome assembly. NCBI's taxonomy places the organism in Eukaryota, Metazoa, Nematoda, Chromadorea, Rhabditida, Trichostrongylidae.
AUGCCAAUUGUUUCAAGCGAUGGCCAAGCAUGCCGGAUUUUUAAGGGUAUACCCAUAGCUAAACCACCUGUUGGUGAACGUCGGUUCAAGUUACCGGAACGGCCGGAGAGAUGGCAAGGAAUCAGAGAUGCUUCUCGUUAUAGUGCCGCUUGUAUGAGCAACUCGUCUGUGAGCAGAUCACCACAAAAAAUAAUAAGUGAGGAUUGUCUUUACAUGAACAUAUUCGUCUCUGAGAACUGCUUAAAAAAGAAACGUUCCUGCCCCGUUGUGUUCUUCAUACAUGGUGGUAGUUUGAAUUACGACUCUGCUGUGAUGUUUGACGAUCAAUACAUAACGGAUCGAUAUUCAUCGAAAGACGUAGUUUUCGUCAUAUCCGCUUAUCGACUUGGAUUUUUUGGUGUUUCUGAAUUCGCCGACGACAAAAUAGUUCCUCGAAAUUUGGCACUUUACGAUAUAUUAACUGGCUUGGAAAUGGUUCACUAUGAAGUGGAAGCAUUCGGUGGAGAUCCGAAAAGAGUUACACUCAUGGGCCAUUCCCAAGGUGCAAGUGUGGCUGUGGUGUUCGCAGUGUCCAGGUUGUUCAUAAUAUUCUUUUGA